AUGAAUCCUCCGGAAGAAUAUGUCAUCCGGACGAGUAGGAACUUUUCCAUUACGAUGAAAGAACACAACGGUGGUAGUGAUGACUGGGCUGUCAAGCAGAGUAAGGCGCAAGUGUACAGUUUAGGUCUAUCCCCCACUGAUGGACGAAGGAUUGAUGAAGCGGCCAUCCCAUUUGAUGGGGCCCAUACGGAGGGAAGGAGCAUGAAUUCACAUCUCCCCUACUGUGAAGUGAAUGACAAUUCAAGUAACCACAUGAAGAACAGGAGAGGGAAUGAUUUCCCUUCGAAUGCCCAUCCCUCUGCCCGAUUUCGCUGCUCACGUUACCGAUCAUCCAGAGGUGGACGCUCAAAUGGAAACAAAUUUUUUGCAAAUAAAACUCUCUACUUUGCAACGCCGCCAGCUAGGGAGACCCCUCACCAGGGGGAUGAAGCCGCGGUGCAACGUGAUGCAUCUGGUUUGGUUAACCAUUCCCAUCGGGGAAAUCUCCGAAAGGGUCAAAAGAGAAAGUGGAGCCAGGCACCUUCGGGGGGGGUCCCCAUGGAAGAGGAAAGCUCCACGAGCGACAAUGAGUGCCUCAAGGAGGAACAUCAUCAGGAGGAGGAGGAGGAGGAGGAAGAAGAAGAACAAGACGGCGACGAGGGGGUCAAUGAGGACGAUGAAGAAGAGGAACCCUUGAACCAAUUAACACACACCAAACACGCAAGGAGGAAAUCGUACAACGAAAUAACCUCCGAUAUAUUGAAGGAUGCAGCGGAGUAUUUUAAAAAUUGCAGAGGGGCAAGGAGAGGAACCAAUUCGGGAGAAGAUCACGGUGAUGACGAGGAUGAUGAGGAUGAUGAGGAUGAUGAGGAUGAUGAGGACGAAGCAACGAAUGACCCGCAGGCACCCCCGGGAGAAAGCCUCUCCACUGGAAACCUGUGCUGUGUCUGCCAGAUUAACGAACACAAAUACAAGUGCCCCUUCUGUGAGGCGCUCUCCUGUUCACUAACCUGUGCAAAGGAACACAAAAAAAUUAAAAAGUGCAAAAAUAAGUUAAAAAAAAACUUAAAGAUAAAAAAAGUUGCAAAAAAAAAUCUAGAUGAGAAUAUGCUACACAGAGACUACAUAUUCCUUCAUAGGGUGGAGUCAAUUCUUCACGGAAAUUAUCGAUAUCUCAGGAUAAAAGAAAAUGAGACAACGAACAUAUGGCUGUACAGUUAUAAUAAACUAAUUAGUAUCUUGAAAAAAAAAAAAAUUUUUUUACUCAAGGCACCUCUCUAUACGAAACUCCAUCAAGGAAACAAGACCACCAUCCGACAUGGUAACGUUUUUUGGAUGGUAAAAGUUACCCUCGUGAAUGACUACCUCUUUGUAACUCAUGAGGACGUCAGCGAAGAGACUCCCCUUUUGCAACUUCUGAACGUAUCCCUAGCAAAAGUGGACAAGAGGAGAAAAAACCUCCAAGUUAACUACCUUGACAAUCUGAAUGCCAUAUGUGUAUCUCUUGAUAGUGUUCAGAUGAACAAGGGAAAAAGAAAGGCGGAUUCCCAUUUUUGUGUUCUGCAUACGCUUAGCGAAAUCCUUCGUGAUCAAACGUUUUAUGAAUACCCGCACCUCAGUUUUCAAAUUAUCCUCCAGGACGGUUCCCCCGUUGAAAAUCCCGCUUACGAAGUGACUAGGCAACGCCUAGAAGGCACUAACGAUGUAGCUGAGGAGGGGCAAACCAACGAGCAGAGGAACAGUGCAGUUGAUGAGGAGGGACACACAAAUGAAGAACUUAAGGAAGUGGAAGAGCAGAGGAACAGUGCAGUUGAUGAGGAGGGACACACAAAUGAAGAACUUAAGGAAGUGGAAGAGCAGAGGAACCAUGCGAUUGAUGAGGAAGAUUCCCCCAGCCAAGCAGAUGCUCCCACCUCCCCCAUCUGUGAUGAACAGACGAAGGAGGAAACACACGUCGACGAACAAACCAACCCUCCUCCGCAGGGUUGA
Plasmodium knowlesi strain H is the source of this 1968-nucleotide messenger RNA. RefSeq names its product zinc finger protein, putative. The record is from RefSeq and is a predicted model, not a curated record. NCBI's taxonomy places the organism in Eukaryota, Apicomplexa, Aconoidasida, Haemosporida, Plasmodiidae. Gene Ontology annotation, biological process: snoRNA localization; box C/D snoRNP assembly; maturation of LSU-rRNA from tricistronic rRNA transcript (SSU-rRNA, 5.8S rRNA, LSU-rRNA). Bases 1 to 1968 code for a protein of 655 amino acids. The transcript has a single exon. Gene Ontology annotation, cellular component: pre-snoRNP complex; nucleus.